Messenger RNA from Nyctereutes procyonoides (raccoon dog), 3947 nucleotides. It is a transcript of the gene LIF, whose product is annotated as LIF interleukin 6 family cytokine. Bases 144 to 758 code for a protein of 204 amino acids. Gene Ontology annotation, molecular function: leukemia inhibitory factor receptor binding; cytokine activity. Lineage: Eukaryota; Metazoa; Chordata; Mammalia; Carnivora; Canidae. The transcript has 2 exons. Gene Ontology annotation, cellular component: extracellular region. The record is from RefSeq and is a predicted model, not a curated record. Gene Ontology annotation, biological process: immune response.
AAACAGAUGCAGUGACAUCAUGAAAGCUCGUAGCAGCCAGGGGAAGACAGAGCUGGAGGUGGAGCUGGGGCACUGGUGUCCCUGGGGAGGUGAAGCGCAUCUUCUACCAUGAGCCCUCUCGCUCACCUCCACCCUCCCUGCUCAUGGCUCCUUCCUGCCUGUUCCCAGGAGUUGUGCCCCUGCUGCUGGUUCUGCACUGGAAACACGGGGCAGGGAGCCCCCUUCCUAUCACCCCUGUCAACGCCACCUGCGCCACACGCCACCCAUGUCACAGCAACCUCAUGAACCAGAUCAGGAACCAACUGGCGCAGCUCAAUGGCAGCGCCAAUGCCCUCUUUAUUCUCUAUUACACAGCCCAGGGGGAGCCAUUCCCCAACAACCUGGACAAGCUGUGUGGCCCCAACGUGACAGACUUCCCACCAUUCCACGCCAACAGCACGGAGAAGACCCGGCUGGUGGAGCUGUACCGCAUCAUCGCCUACCUUGGUGCCUCCCUGGGCAACAUCACCCGGGACCAGAAGGUCCUCAAUCCCAAUGCCCUCAGCCUCCACAGCAAGCUGAAUGCCACUGCGGACAUCAUGCGGGGCCUCCUCAGCAACGUGCUCUGCCGCCUGUGUAGCAAGUACCACGUGGCCCACGUGGACGUGGCCUAUGGGCCCGACACCUCGGGCAAGGAUGUCUUCCAGAAGAAGAAGUUGGGCUGUCAGCUCCUGGGGAAGUAUAAGCAGGUCAUCGCCGUGGUGGCCCAGGCCUUCUAGACAGGAGGUCUUGAAGCGUGCAGUAGGCGACCUGAGAUCUUGGGCUCAGGCAGCUCUCAGACUGUGGCCAGGGCCCAGAGCAUUGCCGGACCCACAAAGGGGCUGCUGGCAGACCCCAAGGGGUUCCUGGCCAGUCCACUCCCUCAAGGGUGGGCUGUGACAAAGCCGAGCAGAAUCAAAACUCCCAUAGGCAGGGCCUGUCUACAGUACCAAUUAGAAGAAGGACCCCCCUUCCUCUGGGAGACUAUGGCCAGGCACCAGGGUGUUGGGCUGCUGCGGGGAUUGGGGGCUGGACCUCUGUCCCCAGUUGGCCCCUUGGCCAGGGGCUUUGUAAGAAAACUGUACAAGUUAUCCAUGGCGACCCUGACCGUGGGGCGAGACAACUGGGGUCAGAGGAAUUGCCCAGCCCCACAGAAUGACCACCAUCCAGCCUCUGCCCCUUAUGCAGGCUUUAGAAAGUUUGGGCUCAGGCCAGCCAGAGGAGCUGGGAUCCAGAGGACUUCUUGGUCCCUACAAGUAUAGUGAGUGGAAGUUAGGAGAGUUAUGGUUUGAGAUGUUCAUUCUCUUGAGCAUGACUGGGGAGAGCUCAGGUCUAGGGAUGGGACUGUGAGGCAGAAAGUCCCAGGAUGAGCUCACUGGCACUUAGGCUCAUAGGGAGGCAGAGAGCCUCCCACCUUCAGGCCUGGGAAGGGAGGUCCUGAAAGCCUUGGCAGGCUCUCCUUCUUCCCUGAAGUCUUUCCUUGAAGCCUGGGAUGGCCGGGGUCCGGUGGCUGGACCCGGAGGUAGGGUUUGGGGAGGUGGGCAGGUGAAAAGGUUCUAAGGGGACCCAGAGUCUUCUUCUGGCCCAGGGUCUAUAAGGGAUGGGAAGGACUGGGGAAUUCAGAGUGGCAGCUCACGCGGGAGGUCCCGUGAGGUCACACAAAGGUACUUGAUGGGGACUAGAGGCCAUCUCUGGUUCCUAGAGCAAGGGAACAGCAGGACCUGAGGUCAGGGUCUCAGAGAAGCCUGAGAGCCAAGAGUGCUGUGUGUCUGACCCAGCAUGAUUGUCUAUUUAUUAUGAUGCCCUAUUUAUAUUAACUUAUUGGUGCUUUAAAUGGCAAAAUUAGCUCUCUCUUCCCUGCUUCCUACUCAACAGAAAUAAUACAAUGGCUCAUAAAGGAGCCAGGGCCAAGCCUUAGCAGGGACUGGUCCAGAAGUCAAAGAUGUUACAGAUGGAAUAGCCUUACGGGUGAAGCUCAGACAAGGGUCAGGACCCGAGAGAACUGGUCACUGUGGGUGGGGGAGCAGGGGACCCAGCUCCGUACCCCAUCCCAACUGUGACUUGGUUUGGGGGUUUCAGGAUCCUGGCUUGGAGGCAGGCUGGGCCGGUUUGUGGAGUGGCCGGGGGCCUUCUCCCAGGGCCACCAUGUUGCUUGUUUCCAGGGGGGCUCACUCAACACUGUUUUCUGGCGGCCCUUGGAAUUGUGCAGUGAGGGGCAACAUUCAUGGUUGAAAUGGUGCCCUGGAGCAUUGGAUGAGGCAGUCCUGGUGGCCCGCCCUGCUGCUGUUUCCUCGUUCCCAUACUGUCUCUAGACCAGCAGUUGAGGGGCUCUGGAACAGUCCUGACCCAGCAUCCAGCAUGCUUGCACACAGUGGGGAAGCUCCUUCUCCGGUGGCCCAAACACCCACAAAGGGCCAGAGGGCCUGGCUGGACCCUCUGGGAAGCCGGGGCAGUGCAGGGAGGAGCUCCCUGCUCUGGAGAAGAGCAUAGGGAGGCCCUGGGCCUGCGACCAGGAAGCUGUGGUCCCUCCUGCCCCACCUCUCCCCACACCCCCACCCAUGUCUGGGCUCCCAGGCAGGGAACCCGAUCCUUUCCUUUGUGUUGGGGCCAGGCUAGUAGAGAAACGCCCUCCAGUCUGGGAGCAAGGGAGGGGGUGCGGAGCUGGGGCAGCUGCUAAGAGCAGCAUUCUGGCUUCUUCUCAAACCCUGAGCGGUGGCGGUCCUAGCGGUUCAGCCAAUGUGAUUAUGGUACUUUGCACUCACUUUGCACCUCUCUGUCUUCCCUGAGCACUUUACCCGCACACACCGGGUGGCAGGUGGGCAGGCAGCAGGGUAGGAGGGGGAGGCAAGGCUAUUUUGUGGUGGGUGGCAGAGGAGACCAUGACAGCCACAUGUUUUCUGAAUCUGGGUCAUACUCACCCUUGCAGUGUCGUAGCCUGCUGUCGUCCCUGCGCUCUGCUCUUUCCGUGAACGUGGCUCAGAAGGCUGGGGGCCAGCUGGGUCUCUAAUCAUCCCAUCACCUCCCUUACACGGACUCCCCAUGCUGAGCCCACCUGCGCAGCCUCUGAGGCUCAGAGGCCAAAGGAAUCUCUUCCCUGGGACCCAAACCUCCCCUCUGCCUCACUCCCACUGCCUUUGCCCCCACCCCCACCCCACCGUCCCUAUGUCCUGCUCUGCUCCUCAGCCCCCAUCCUUAGCGCUCUUUCUAGAACCAUUCCAGCGGACCACUCUGCACAGCAUCCCAGAGUUAUGGAGCCUUUGUGUGGAAAAAGCUUUGCAGGGCAGGAAGCUUUCCUUUUCCUCCUUUUUCAUCUGCUGGUGGUUGACCAACACCUGCAUCCUGCGUCAAGAGGAGGAGGAGGGAGAGGUUGUCGGCAGAGGAGGGGGUAGGACAGUAGUUUUGCAAUUUGUGGAGAAGGGAGUACUGGGAACUUUUAUUUAUUUAAAAACAUUUUAAACAAAAGAAGCACCGCUAGUUUAUUUGUCUCUCCUCCCCCUCUCCUUGGGCCCUCCUGGGGGACGCCCCCUGCCCCCCACCCCCUGCUCCAGAAGAGGCCCAGUCCCACCUUGCUGGCUCUCCAGAACAGAUAGAGCAUGUGGGGUCAGAGACCAGAAUCAAGUGGGAAUUUCCCUUCAGAUGGUACAGAUGCGCUCACUUUGAGAUCACCCCCUCCUGCGCGCCUCCACCCCAGUACCUGGGUGUCUCUUUCAGCCGCACUGCUAGCUCUGUUUGUCCCUCUGUGUUUCCCUCCUUCCUUUCUACUGGCUAGGACUUGGCCUUGAGGGACAAAUUCCUCUUUGAUGAAUGUACCCUGUGGGAAUGUUUCAUACUGACAGAUUAUUUUUAUUUAUUCAAUGUCAUAUUUAAAAUAUUUAUUUUUUAUACUGAAGGAAUACUUUUUUUUAAGAAAAAAAGAGAAAUUAAUAAAG